AUGUUCAUGCAGAACAUGGCAUGGCAAACCACGCUAGCAUGUGUAGGAAGUUACAAACAAUCGCACAAAAGCAUUCCCUACCAUAUUUCAACAUGCGUGUUGAACAGCAGCAACAACAAAGACAACACAGCAAAGUAUUCAGAUUCAGACGUCGAUGCAAAAUCUUUGUUGGCGAAAUACAAGUCAAAAUUCCUCUUGAAGUUGGAAACAGUAUCUGAUUCAACAACGCAUGUCGGUAAAUUUUUCCAAAUAGAGAUCACUCUGGUAGAAAACGAAUACUGUAUGGAACUUUUGAACAUGUAUUCUAUUGCGAUGCCCACUGGUACGUGGAUCCGCAUCAAAACACAAAGCUGGCUUUACACUGAUGAAUAUGAUGAGUACGAUGAAUAUGAUGAGUACGAUGAAUAUGAUGAGUACGAUGAAUAUGAUGAGUACGAUGAAUAUGACGAACAUGAAAAAUGUUAA
This is a messenger RNA of Helobdella robusta, 465 nucleotides long. RefSeq lists its product as hypothetical. NCBI's taxonomy places the organism in Eukaryota, Metazoa, Annelida, Clitellata, Rhynchobdellida, Glossiphoniidae. The coding region runs from base 1 to 465 and encodes 154 amino acids. The transcript is spliced from 4 exons. The record is from RefSeq and is a predicted model, not a curated record.